UCCACUUCCCCGAGCUUGAUACUAAACCGGUAUUUGUGACUGUAGAUUGUUGAUUUACUUUUUGAACGAAACAAAUGAGUCUUACUCGCGGGUCGUUGCAAAGGAUAUCAGAAAACUGGCCUAAUUGAGAGAUAUCUUGGGACAUCUUGAUGCUGUCCAUCUCUGUCCUGCUUGGUCCCCUGAAGUGUCAAAAUGGACGAAGAAAGCCUUGAAGCAGCAAUUGCUACCUAUGGUGCACAGUUGCAGCAGGUAGAGACAGCCCUGUCAGCUGGCCUGGACCCCUCUCAACAGGCUGACCUGCUCAAAUUAAAAGAGGACAUUUCUCAGCUAAUAGAGCUCACUGAGGCCAGUCUGGUGUCUGUCAAAAAGAGUCGGCUUUUGGCCAGCUUGGAGGAAAGCAAUGGCCUAAAGCCGUACGCCUCAGAGACAGCAGCUGACACAAGCUGUGCCGACAGCUGUUUGGACCCUGAGUUUGCUGCUUUUUACUCUGAGCUGGGAGAGUUUUCAGGUAGUGGCUCUGAUUCCAGAGAGAGGGACAAUGAGGGGGCUGAUGAAGUAGAAGAUGAUGAAGAAAAUGAAGAGGUUGUGGAGGAGGAAGAGGAAGAGGAUGCUCUCAGUGGUACCAAAGUAAGAGCACCCUACAGGACAACAUGGGGAACGCUGGAAUACCACAAUGCUAUGGUGGUGGGGACAGAGCCGCCAGAGGGAGAAGAGGCACAAGUAAGAGUGCUCUACCUCUACCCCACCCAGAAGUCUAUGAAACCGUGCCCGUUCUAUCUAGAGGACAAAUGUCGUUUCCUGGAUAAUUGCAGGUUUUCUCACGGUGAAGUGGUGUAUGUGUCAGAGCUCAGAGAGUUCAUGGAGUGCAACCUCAGUUCUCUCGAAGAAGGCUCGUCCUGCUUGACUCGACACGAAGACGGCAUCUGGUACCCAGCAAAGGUUAAAGAUAUAGACAGUGGAUUCUACACUGUGAAGUUUGACUCACUGCUAAUGAAAGAUGCCGUUGUUGAGGCUGAUUGUGUUAUUCCGCCUUUGAGGGAAGACGACCCGCUCUCCUCUGACUCUGACCUGGACGACACUGGAGAUGAGGCUGCUUAUGCAAAAGUUAUGGACUCGGAAGAAUCCACAGUUUCGAUAGAUACUGCCAAUUUUGGUGGAUGGGAGGCACAUACCAGAGGCAUCGGAUCCAAGCUCAUGCUCAAAAUGGGCUAUGAAUAUGGGAAGGGCUUAGGAAAGAUGCAGGAGGGUCGAGUAGAGCCUGUCAUGGCUGUGGUCCUUCCCAAAGGUAAGUCUCUGGACGAGUGUGCCGAGUUAACCCAGAGACGCACCCAGAGCAAGGCCACAAAAGAUGGCACGCUGACUGGCCGCCCGAAGAAACGCAGAAAACCCCGGGCUGCCACAGGAGAGCGCCGCACUGUAUUUGACUUCCUUAACCACAAACUUGGUGGCAAGGGCACGCAUCCCACUGAGGGGGGUGCUGCUGCACCGUCAUCUGCAACUGGAGUGGAAGCCUACAGAGGAGGUGAAAGCACCAAGAGGAAUUUAAAUGUGAAGCUGUUCCAGGCUGCUCAGAGGGUCUCCCAGACAGAGAGAGAAAUCCAAAGAUUGACAGAGUCACUCAGCAGACACACAGGAGGGGCCACAUCAUUAGUGAAGAAGCUGGAAGAGAAGCUGUCCGCAGCCCGCCGGCUGCUGGCCCAGCAGAAAACUCAGGAGUUGUCCAUCCAGAGCCAGCACAAGAAGGCAGAUACCCACAGGAAGAUGACUGAGUUCUGAGUCCUGAAAUGAACUUUUGUCCAUUUGUUAUCAGUUAUUUUCACCACUGUAUUUUAAAACAUUUUUAGCAUGUUUUUUUUUAACCACAUUUUGGAUUUGAGCUGGUGGCACAGCUCAUUUGUGUGCUAAAAAAAAGGGUAAUUUCUUUCAUUUUUCAAGGACUUAGAAGUUAUUCUGUUUAGGUCCAAAUAUCCAUACAGUGAAGUUAAAAGCAUUUUUUUUGUAACAAACAUUUCGUCUCACUAAAUUAAUGUGUUUGGAAAAGUUA
Solea senegalensis (Senegalese sole) is the source of this 2044-nucleotide messenger RNA. It is a transcript of the gene zgpat, whose product is annotated as zinc finger, CCCH-type with G patch domain. NCBI's taxonomy places the organism in Eukaryota, Metazoa, Chordata, Actinopteri, Pleuronectiformes, Soleidae. Bases 193 to 1776 code for a protein of 527 amino acids. The transcript is spliced from 7 exons. Gene Ontology annotation, biological process: regulation of transcription by RNA polymerase II; negative regulation of DNA-templated transcription. Gene Ontology annotation, cellular component: nucleus. The record is from RefSeq and is a predicted model, not a curated record. Gene Ontology annotation, molecular function: metal ion binding; RNA polymerase II cis-regulatory region sequence-specific DNA binding; DNA-binding transcription factor activity, RNA polymerase II-specific.